AUGCGGGGCCCGGGGCUGGCGCUGGCGCUGGGGCUGCUGCUGCUGCUGGGCGCGGCGUGGCUGGCGUGCGGGCAGAACGAGACGGAGCCCAUCGUGCUGGAGGGGAAGUGCCUCGUGGUGUGCGACUCCAACCCCACGUCCGAUCCCACCGGCACGGCGCUCGGCAUCUCCGUGCGCUCCGGCAGCGCCAAGGUCGCCUUCUCCGCCAUCCGCAGCACCAACCACGAGCCCUCCGAGAUGAGCAACCGCACCAUGAUCAUCUACUUCGACCAGGUACUAGUGAACAUCGGCAGCAACUUCGACUCGGAGAGGAGCACUUUCAUAGCGCCCAGGAAAGGGAUUUACAGUUUUAAUUUUCACGUGGUGAAAGUCUACAACAGGCAAACCAUCCAGGUGAGUUUGAUGCUAAAUGGGUGGCCAGUGAUUUCUGCCUUUGCAGGGGACCAAGAUGUGACCCGAGAAGCUGCUAGCAAUGGAGUCCUGAUUCAGAUGGAGAAAGGAGACAGAGCUUAUCUAAAACUGGAGAGAGGCAACUUGAUGGGAGGCUGGAAGUAUUCGACGUUCUCUGGAUUUCUAGUGUUCCCACUUUAAAGCACUUCUCAACCGAGCAAAGGGAGAACCGCAAGUCAGAGAAUCUCUUACAAAUUCCCAAGUCGUAGCUGGGUUUAAAGAGCCGUGGACAGCAGACUUUUUACAUUCAAAUAUUAAAGAAGCUAAAUCCUGCUUAGGUUUGUGUACAUCCGCUUUGAAGAAUUACUACUUAUUUUUGUUGUGUUGCAGCCAACAGGCGGGAGACACUAUAAUUGAUCAAACCCCCAUUUAUAUUCCUCUCUCUCCUCCCACAAAAUUAGUUCCCAUCUCUGUGUCACUGGUGUAAUCUGCCAUCGUUCCCCCAUGGUUUCUGCCUCACACAAGUAGGCUUUAGAUAUUUUCAUUGUCCUUUACAGCAUAUUUUGUAGUUUUGUUUUUAAAACAUGUUAAUCUUGACUCUUUCUCUGAGUUUAACUUUUAAAAAAGCAAAGUAUUUUUGAAUACGUGGAUGCCAUGAUGGAAGGAAAAAUGCAAUUCUUGCUGUGUACUGGCUGGCUAAAGGAAAAAUUUAUACAUGAAGAACUAUUCACAGCUAAGGCUGACUAGAGUAUUUCAAUAUUUCUAUGUAAUUCUGAGUGAUUGUGAAAUUUAAGGCUGCUAAAUGUUUUGAUGCUUGUUUUGCUCUUGUAAAAUGUGGCCCAACUAAAUGCCAGGAAGUAUAUUGAACUUUUACUAUUACUCUGUAAUAUAUGUGUGAAUAUCGAAAAUUACUUUUUGCUUUAAUUCAAUAAAGUUUCAAUGGGACUUUUAUUUUUCUUAACCAGAAAUAAGGUUCCUCAAUGCAGGCAGGCGGGGUCGGCGCAGUGCAGGCAGCGGGGCAGGAGAAGCGCGCAGCCCCCGGGCAGGGCUGGCGGCCCCACCGCUAGGCAGCUUCCCGCAGGCUCUCACAUCCGAUUAUUGAUAGCAUUUAUCUGUAUG
Molecule: messenger RNA, 1509 nt
Organism: Cygnus atratus (black swan)
Lineage: Eukaryota; Metazoa; Chordata; Aves; Anseriformes; Anatidae
Gene: CBLN1
Product: cerebellin 1 precursor
Exons: 3
Coding region: 1-591 (196 amino acids)
Cellular component (GO): synaptic cleft; glutamatergic synapse
Molecular function (GO): protein binding
Source: RefSeq, a predicted model, not a curated record